Molecule: messenger RNA, 10155 nt
Organism: Pelobates cultripes (western spadefoot toad)
Lineage: Eukaryota; Metazoa; Chordata; Amphibia; Anura; Pelobatidae
Source: the annotation of a GenBank genome assembly
AUGUUGCAGUACAGCCUGUUAGUGCUGGCCCUGAUAUUUACAAGCGGUCAUGCUGGCAAUGACUCCCCCACUGGGAGCUUUGACAUGGGGUACAGGAGCUGCAAGGACAUCAAGAAAAUUGAUAGUUUUGUAACAGGUGAGUCUGAGAAUCCAAUGGCCAAGUCGGCGUUCAUGCAGUCAGGCUAUAGGGGCUGUGGAAAUUGUGAUGGUGAUUAACACAGAGUUGUCUUGAGGUAGAUACAAUACAAGUAAUUAAUUAGCCCUCAGAAGAAUCAAAGAUCUAAAUGUAAAAAAAAAAAAAAGGAAAGAAUGUAUCAUGGUGCAAGAUAUAGACAUAUUUAUUCAUAGAUUUACUAAUUCAGUCACACUUAUUCCAUUAAGCAAAAUUCUCCCUCCUGCAGGUUGCAAUAGUCACUGUCACCAGUAGUGGUCUCACUGCUCUCCGAAUGUAUUUGUGCUUAAUAUCAAAUGUUUUUUCUAAAUACUUAAAGGACCUCUAUAGUGCCAGGAAAGCAAACUAUAGUUUAGGUCCCCCCCAUCCUCAGGGUCCUCCUCCCACCAGGCUCUAGGGGGAGGAAGGGGAUAAAAACUUACCUUUCUCCAGCGCCGGGCUCCCUCGGCGCUGGGGACUCUCCUCCCUCCUCCGACGUCAUUUGCUGAAUUUGCUGAGCCGCGCGCGCAUUCAGUCAGUCCAUAGGAAAGCAUUCUCAAUGCUUUCCUAUGGACGCUGGCGUCUUCUCACUAUGAAAAUCACAGUGAGACAGCCACUAGAGGCUGGAUUAACCCUAAUGUAAACAUAGCAGUUUCUCUGAAACUGCUAUGUUUACAGCAGGCAGGGUUAACCCUAGAUGGACCUGGCACCCAGACCACGUCAUUAGCUAAAGUGGUCUGGGUGCCUAUAGUUAACCCCUUAAGGACCAAACUUCUGGAAUAAAAGGGAAUCAUGACAUGUCAGACAUGUCAUGUAUCCUUAAGGGGUUAAAGGGAUUUUAUAGUGUAAAGAAUACAAAUUUGUAUUUCUUACACUGUAGAACCCUCUGGUCCCACCCUCCCUAGCGUCCUCCUCCUAACAGCUAAAGGUUUUUAAAAAAAAUGUAGUCACUUACCCAAUUCCAACACUGAUGUCCCUUGGCUCUGAGUCUGCGCUCGGCUUCCUCCAACAUCAUACGAUGGGGGUGACUAAUGUGCAUGUGCGACAAGCACUGCAAGCGCAUUAGGCCUGGCCCGUAGGAAAGCAUUGCUUCUGUGCUUUCCUCUGGGGAUUUUACUGAGGCUGGAUGUCCUCACGCAGAGCAUGAUGACGUCCAGCAUCAGUUAGACGACCAAAAGUCAGUUAGCCACCAGGAAGUGCCGGUAGUGGCUGUCCAAUUGACAGCCACUAGAGACAAUCUUAGUCCUGCAAUGUAAGUAUUGCAGUUUCUCAAAAACUGCGAGGAUUUACAUUGCAAGACUACAUGGGAUUGUGACCACUUGAUGUGGUCUGGGUGACUAUGGUGUCCCUUUAGUAUCCCUUUAGUUAUGUUUUUUUUUAUUGUUUUUGAUUUCAAGUAUUUCUUUAGGACUCAAACCCCUUGGUCUUGUGGUGGACCAUUUAACUACAAGACUCCUAGUAUUGUCUUAAACUAAAAUAAGUAAUUGGAGCCAAUUUAUUCAGUAAAAAUAAGCCAUGUGAUGUCAGUCUGCAAUACCUAAAGCAUGAGAAUAUUGCAAUGAAAAUUUAUUUUUUCAGACAGCUGUGAUUCAUUUUACACUAUUGUCUGGUUGAUAAGUUGAAAGUUAGGAAUUAUUCUGUCAAAUUUAUUUUUGUUUCUUCUUCUGUUUUUGCUCGAUGCUAUUCAAUAUGAGCUCAUGGUCAUUACAUUAUAGCGACCUCUGUUUACCAGAUAAAAUAUAUUUUUAUCUUGUUAUUAUCACAGAUGGAAUUUAUACCCUGACAACCAAAGAUGGAGUGCAGUACCAGACCUUCUGUGACAUGACCACAAAUGGAGGAGGGUGGACAUUGGUGGCCAGUAUCCACGAAAACAAUAUGUAUGGGAAGUGCACAGUGGGAGAUCGCUGGUCCAGUCAGCAGGGAAAUUCCAUUUACUACCCUGAGGGAGAUGCCAACUGGGCAAACUUUGCCAUAUUUGGGGAUGCCGUUGGAGCAACCAGCGAUGACUACAAGGUACUAAUCAUUACAUGAAUGUUUUUGUGAUCGGUUUUAUAGGGGUUUAGCAACAAUGGUUUAAGCGUGAUUUUGUCAUCUUGAGGUUUGAAGUUAGAGUACACAGUUUUAAUAUAGUAUAGUAUAGAUCAGCACUGCAGUGUCUUUGCUUAAGAACUUUGUGUAUAUAAAUAUAUCACACCUCCCUUGGUUGUGACUCACACAGCCUCCAUAAAAAAGGUUUCACUAUUGCAGUUCGUAUCUCCUGUUAUGUUAGUUGAACUUUAAUCACAUACAACAGGCUGCUGCAGGCACUAUCUGUCAAUUAACAGUACAUGAAAUACAAAUGUCCCCAUGUACAACAAAGGAAGUUUACAAAUUAGACCUUUUCAGAAACUGUGUAAGGAGGCAGUGUGUAUCACAGCCAGUGAAGGCGUGGCUAGGUCUGCAUGAAUAUAGUGAUUUAACUCUUACAUUACAGAGAAUUAAGCAGAGAGCCUGCUGGGUCACGAUUUAUAAAAAAAAAAAAAAAAAAAAAUAGAGCUAAAAUUGUUUUAGUGCUCGGAGAGUCGUUUUAAUUCUGAGACACUUUAUAUAUAUAUAUAUAUAUAUAAAAUCUAUAUAGGGUUCUUAUAAAAAAAAAAACCUGAAUGGGAGAAGAUUAAUGAAUGUGUAGAAAAGGGGGAUUUCAGCCUUCAGUAGAGAAGACUAAAAUAAAAUUCUAAGAAGAAAACGUAACUUUUAUUCAAAAAUACUCACAAAUAAAAAUUAUGGAAUACCAGGAAAUUCUAAUGGAUAUAAAGAGAGAAUGUACUAUUAUUACUAUGAUAUAAAAAAAUAUGAGAUAUAAAAAAAAAAAAUAUGUAAAUGAACAACCAGCACUAAUUCCAAUUUCUGCAAUAACUAUUUGCGGGUCAUCUAUAAUGAGAGGAAGGUGGAAAAAUGUGAGCCCAUCUAGGAUUCUUAUCUUUACCUUAGUGUUACUGAGUAUACUGAUAUAGGGUUCUAUCUAAUCCCGAGUUUCCACACAUAGAUGCAUAAACCGACACAUACACACAAACCUUAACACAAGCAUACCCCGACAUAUACACACACACAAACGCACACUCUGACACACACAAACACUGACACAUGCACACAUCAUGACACAGGUACACACACAGACAUAAAAACACACACUGACUUACAGAUGCACAUACACAUAUACAGAUGUACAGAAAAAAGGCAGGUGUAGGCGCUCGCUAUAAUGUGAACAAGCAGCAGUAAAUCUACAAGGAUUCCCAAACCUUGUGUAAGAUACAGAAAUGUGACAAAAUCACCUGUUGUUUUGUCAUAUAUACAGAUGUACAUCCUGACACACAGAUGUGUGCGCACACGCAGACACACGCUGACACACAGAUACACACAUUGACAUAUACACACAAAAAAGCACACUGACACAUACACACACCACAAAAAACAAGUCCUGUGCUCACUCCCAUCACUCCUGGACGGCAGCAACAGCCACAGUACACAUCAGUCCCAAUACAUACAGUAAAAACCAAAGAAAAAGUUACCUGCGCUCUCUCCUAAAUCCCUAUGUAUAUUUAAACAAAUGGAGGUCAUUUAGUUACUCCAAUGGCCAUUGGAGGGAAUGCACGCCUGACAUACACACGCCAGACACAGACACACAGUUAGAAUACACAGUUUUAAUAUAGUAUAGUAUAGAUCUGACAUACACAUAAACACAUACGUGUGAUAUUUUUUAUAUCUACAGCCAACCUCCUGUUAGCUUACCUGGUGUGUCCAGGAGGGUGGCUUGAUUGGAGUCCUGGAUCUGCUGCUGGCUGGUGGGAGUGAGGGAUCUGAAGCACCUCUUAGUGGUCCUCUUCCCUCAUGCUGCCCCUUCCCUAAUGCUGCAUCUACCCUCAUGCUGCCCCUACCCUUAUGCUGCCGCUACUUUCUGCGGCUGCUACCUCCCGUGCUGUCUCACUGUAUACAGGCUGUCACUUCCUCCCAGACGGCCGACACUACAGGGGCCCAGACGCGGUCUUAAAGAGCUGCGAUACCCGACCGGGCCCCUGUUUAGAAGAAAUGUUUUCCGGGGGUGUGAUGAUCAUGCCCCAGGGCACUGUUGGCACACAUGUUUUGGAAACACUGUUAUAAGGUUUAUGUAAACUUGGUAUACAUUACCAUAUAGAGUUAUUUUAAUCUAAUUGUGGUUUAAUACUGAUAUUUGGUGAUUUAGAUACAGCAUUCUAUGGGAUAUUUUCACAUCCAUGGGUCUCCGGGGCUUUCUAUCUUUACAUAUUUAGGUGUGAAAUUCAGAUUAGUCAGUAACUUUUUAUCCUAUAUCUGUAAAGGUCAUAGUGCAAGUUAGUUGCUGAAUAAAGGUACACUGAUUUAAUGAAACAACUCAUGUUCCCAGAAUCCAGGAUAUUAUGACAUCUCUGCCAAGAAUUUGGGUUUGUGGCAUGUGCCUAAUCAGACUCCACUUUCUCAAUGGAAGGACGCAGCUCUGCUGAGAUAUCGUACAGAUAAUGGCUUCCUCUCCACAGAAGGAGGAAACCUUUUCAACCUGUACAAGGUACAGUAUUUCUCUGAAAUGCAUUAGGGAUAUGAGCCAUGUUUACAUCAUGUCUAUGUAUGAAGAGCUCAAUAUUAUAUUGAGCUUUUAAAGACAACAACUAUAUGUCAGAUUAAUAUAUUAUCUGCUUGAGGAAUUAAGAGAUGCAAUUUCACAAAAGGCACAGACUUUUUACAGGGCUAUUUAAUAAUAUGAGAAUUGUCAGGAAUUCAAACUGAAUUUAAAGUGAACUGGAAAAAAAAAUCUCCUAGUCAGUUAUGCUUCUAUUUCAGCAAUUUUGGUCUAAAUUUGAAAAUUCACUUUGAAUUCUAGGUAAUUUCCACUUUACUAAAUAACCCUGUUUUUUUGCGUAAAUAGCUGACAAUUAUCCCAACCUUAUCUCCUUAAAAUACCAAAAGCAAAAUGGUGUGGUGUAACGAAAUAUCUCAAUCUUAGAUUAGUAUUAUUAUUCAUUUAAAAACAAUAGUGAUAUUGUGAUAUGGAGGGAAAAAAAUGGUAUAUUCUACUGUGGAUCCAUAGCACAAUCAGCAUGUAGCAUCACAAGGAUCUAAAUGUGAAGUAACAAAUCUUCUCAAUCUUUAAUCAGAAGUAUAGAUCAUGGUGUUCCAGUGGAUGUGGUCUACUUGGAUUUUGCCAAGGCAUUUGAUAUGGUUCCUCACAAUAGGUUAGUCUUCAAACUAAAAGAAGUUGGUCUAGAUGAAUAUUCUUGUUCUAGAAUAUUGGCUUAAGGAUAGAGUACAACAAAUGGUAAAUUUUCAAGCUGGACAAAAGUGGUAAGUGGUGUCCCUCAGGGUUUUGUUUUGGGACCGCUUCUAUUUAACAUAUUUAUAAAUGAUCUUGAAAUAGGCAUUGAAAGCCAUGUAUCAGUGUUUGCAGAUGACACAAAACUUUGUAAAGUAAUACAAUGUGAGCAGGAUAUUGCUUUGCUGCAGAGGGAUUUGGAUAGAUUGGGGGACUGGGCACUAAAAUGGCAGAUGAAAUUUAACGUAGAGAAAUGCAAAGUUAUGCACUUCGGGGUUAAGAAUGCACAAGCAAUUUACACCCUAAAUGGUAGUGAACUAGGGAUAAUCACACACAAGAAGGAUUUGGGAAUUGUUAUAGACAACAAAUUAGGCAGCAAUAUGCAAUGUCAAUCUGCAGUUGCUAAGGCCAGUACGGUUUUGUCAUGUAUAAAUAGGGGCAUAAAUUCCAUGGAUGAAAAUAUAAUUUUGCCUCUUUAUAAAUUGCUGGUAAGACCACACCUUGAAUAUGCUUUGCAAUUUUGGGCAUCUGUUCUAACGAAAGAUAUCAUGGCACUAGAAAAAGUGCAGAGACGAGCUACAAAAUUGAUAAGAGGAAUGGAGCAUUUUAGUCAUGAAGAAAGGUUAAAAAAUUUAAAUCUGUUUAGUAUGGAAAAAGGCGCCUGGGAGGGGAUAUGAUAACAUUAUACAAAUAUAUACGGGGCCAGUAUAAACCUUUAUCUGGAAAUCUAUUCAUAAACAGGGCUAUACAUAGGACAUGAGGUCACACAUUUAGGCUGGAAGAAAGGAGAUUUCAUCUAAGGCAAAGAAAAGUUUUUUUUACAGUAAGACCAAUAAGGAUGUGGAAUGUUCUGCCUGAAGAGGUGGUUUUGUCAGAGUCUAUACAGAUGUUUUAACUGAAAUUGGAUAAAUACUUGCAAAAACAUAACAUACAGGGAUAUCAUUUCUAAUAAGUGAGGUAAUAGCUGCUUGAUCCAAGGAGACAUCUGACUGCUAUUUUGAGGUCAAGAAGGAACUUUUUCCUAGUUUGUUGCAAAAUUGGAAGCGCUUCAGUCUAGGUUUUUUGCCUUCUUUUGGAUCAACAGCAAAAACAUAUGUGAGGAAGGCUGAACUUGGUGGACGCAAGUCUCUUUUCAGCUAUGUAACUAUGUAACUUAAAAUGCAUACAAAUAUAACAUAGUGUAAAAUCACAUACAGCAAAUACAAUAUAAAAGAAUAUACUGCACUUACAAACACAAGGCCAGUACAAAUGGCCAGAAGGGCACAUAGAUAGGUCUAAAUGACCUUUAAAUAAAGCACAUAAGUGUCCAAACAGUGUAUCCAGUAGUCAGUCGAUCUGUUUGCUCUGGGUAUGGAUCCCUUGCUGUAGGGGAAAAUACCUCCUCCUGGUUAGAGUAAAGUGUCCAAACUGGAGAAUGUAAGGCCACAAGAUGCUUUUAAGUACUAGCUACAAGGUAGUACUAGCUACAGGACAAAAUGGGUCAGAUUUAAGAGUAUCUCGUGGUCUAACAUUCUCCAGCUUAAACACUUUACAGUGAUCAGGAGGAGCACUUUUCCCCUACUGCAAGGGAUCUGGACCCACAGCUGCUGCUGGGUACACUUAUCUGCUUGAAAUUGGCUAUUACAUUUCAGGGCAUUUCAUGGUCAGGAGCUUGAUGCAUAGGACAGAUCCAGGCAAUGCCCAGAGAACCCCAAUUCCGGCUGAGUGGCAGAGUAAGCAUCCACGGGGUCUCCAUAACCCCUUUUCAUAGUGAAAAUAUUUUGUUUUAGUCCAUGUCCUUUCCAUAGUGAUAAUAGCCCUUUUUAGGCCGUAUAGGAAUGAAAAGCAUUUGAAGCGCACACGGCACUCAACGCACAUUUGCAUUAUGUCCCCAUUCUGCUCUAUGGAUUGGACCAUUGCCAGAGGAAACCAUGCCUUCUCGAUGACAUGGCAGGGGGUAGAAAGGCCAGCAGCACUGAGGGAGUCUUAAUUUUUAAUUAAACACAUUUUAUUAUAUUUUAUAGUGCACAAAACUAGAUAGGGGCAGGUUUGUAUUCCUAAUACUAUAGUGUUCUUUUAACAGUUUGUUGAUCCAAGGAGAAUCCUUUUAGCAACUAUGAACUCAAAAAAUAUAUUUUUCCAUAUCUAGAGCACAUUUGAAAAUAGUUUUGAGUGUGACUUCUCUCAAACAGGAAAGUGUAAUAGGAUGAAACCCAGUGGUCUUUCUUCAGCCUACAUGUAACUUUUGAAGUGAAUAACUUUUAUCUAGAGUUGUUUAAUAUUCUAAUUAGCUGCCAUUUUCUCUCUCUGUGCUUAGAAAUAUCCAAUGAAGUAUAAUACUGGGGCAUGCCCGGUCAACAAUGGACCUGCUGUGCCAAUUGUGUACGACUACGGAAAUGCUGAAAAGACAGCCAAUUACUACUCUCCAUACGGAAGAAGUAAGUAGAUAUAUAUAUAUAUAUAUAUAGAGAGAGAGAGAGGGAGAGAGAGAGAGAUUUAGACAUUAAAUCACAGCUAGCAAGCCUGCUUAUACAAUGUCAUUCAUGUGUCCCAUUCUGCAGAGGAGUUCACUGCCGGCUUUGUCCAGUUUCGCGUUUUUAACAAUGAAAGAGCACCAAUGGCUCUGUGCCCAGGAAUGAAGGUGACAGGAUGCAACACGGAACAUGUACGUAUCGCCAAUCUCUUCUUCUUGUAAAGCAUUUACACAAGAAUGUGUGUUUGAAGCUGUCACAGGCACAAAUAGUGCAGGUCAGAACUUGGGUAGUUGUCACAGCCCCUCUUAGAUGUAAGAACUGCUUUUGAGGGGCUCUCACAUUUCAAUCUCUGUAAGCCAGGCAUAGUGUUACUGCUACAAAAUUAAUAGACUAAAUCACUCCUAUACCGAAAAUAUCCUGGACGGGGGUUAGUCAGUGGGGGUGGUACCAAUUCCACCCAAGGAUUAACCCUUAUUGUAAAGAUUGAAAUCAGGGAAAUCUCAUGUGAGAAUCCCUGGUUUGAAAUUUCAUAAAACAAAGUAAUUGAUUGAAUGAAAUGUCUUCAACAGUAAACAAUGUGUGAGAAGAUUGCUGCAGUAUAGCAAAAGAUUUAACCAUCUAUUGAAUGAUAUAACAGGCUUUAUUUAUCCAUUGCCAAAAAUAAAAAUAAAACUGACAGUUGUAUCUAUAUGCUAAUUAGAUAUAGUGAUCGUAAAAAUCAAGCCAACAGGUGAUAUAUUGUGUGUCUAUAUAUUCCCUAUUAGUAUAAUAGGUAAGUAUGACGGUGUCACGUAUUCAUCUGCACAUAAAAAUGUGAAUAGUGGCAUUUACUGUUCUGUUGCCGAGCAACAUUACUGUCCUGACAGGAAACGUUGUGCCAAGCAGCAAUCAGUCCACAGGAGGGUUUGUGCUGAGCAGCAAUCAGCAUCAAAUAGGAACCUGCUAACUGCCUUUCGGGUCAAAGGCCGGUUACAACCAAUCCUAAUUGUCCAGACUUUAGACCUUUUGCAGGAUAAAGAGCAGCAUAUAUGUAUAGAAAUAGGCACUCCAGACAAUUGCUACCUUAGCUUACCAUCUUACUUACCUAAGCUGUGUCUGAAAGUUACUUACCUUAUCCCUCCUUCUAUCUCUCCAGAUCUUCCAAUAUCAUCUCGCUUUGUAUACUUAUCUUAUUAUUAUUACCCUAUUUUUCUACUCCAGUAACCCCCUUUACUACCAUUACAGCCAAUUGACAAUUUAGGGGAUCUCUCCCAUUAUAAUACUGUUGUUUGUUUGUUUUUUAAAUUAAACUCCCAUCUCCUUUUUCAACUAUUGUUCCAGAUUAUUUGGACAUUGUAAAUCAGGAAAUGAUUCUGUAGGGAUGUUUAUUAUACUAAUAGGGAAUGUAUAGAGACACAAUAUAUCACCUGUUGGCUUGAUUUUUUCGAUCACUAUAUCUAAUUAGCAUAUAGAUACAACUGUCAGUUUUAUGUUUAUUUUUGGCAAUGGAUAAAUAAAGCCUGUUAUAUCAUUGAAUAGACGGUUUAAUGGUUAUCGUUUGCUAUAUUGCAGCGAUCUUCUCACACAUUGUUUACUGUCGGAGACAUUUCAUUCAAUCAAUUACUUAGUUUUAUGAAAUUCCAAACCAGGAAUUCUCACAUGAGGUUUCCCUGAUUUAUAUAGUGUUACUGCUGCCCCUCAAUCAAAGAUAGAAGUGCGCCUGCAGGCAGAAUUACUGAUGGUUGUAUACUGGCACCUGCUGCCUGUCUAUGGGUGCAGAAAAUCAAGAGGCUUCACACAACUGUACAUCGAGGACAUCACAGAGUAGCCCUAGGUGUUUGUGCUUCUCUGUCUUUGUAUUUCUUAUGAAUGCAGGGCUGCCAUCUGGUAAAGGUAAAGCAGCACUCCUGUGAGGGGCCAGCUUAUGGAAGGAAUCACCUUAGGGCACUUUCCCGCUAUGUGGUUAAUUGAGAAGACAUUUCUAUUUCCUCAAACCAAGAUGGAAAAUACUGCUCUGGGAUAUGAAAUUGAGCAUAAUGUCUAUCGAUAGCAAAAGACGCCAUUUUCCCCAUCAGACCAGCUCUGAGCAUGUUAUCAGUCUGUCAUCUUAUUUCUUUCAGCACUGUAUUGGAGGAGGUGGCUUCUUCCCAGAAGGAAGUCCCAUUCAAUGUGGAGAUUUUCCUGCCUAUGACUGGAACGGGUAUGGGACACACAUAGGAUGGAGUGCCAGCAAGGAGAUAACGGAGGCAGCUGUCCUACUCUUUUAUUAUUAA